UAUCUAGGGUCUGCCUUCAACUCUCGAACUCUCCGCAGAUUCUUAACUUCCGGCAUAUCGCGUCAAUGGCGCUAGCAGCUUCGUGUUUGAGUUGAACAAUAUCUGCUUUGCGUUUCUUCCAGACCUUAUCAACCUAGCUUCUCGUUGCUGAGAUCGUUGCUGGCGCCCUUUAGCUAGUUCUCGUUAGCGGAUUUUUAACCAUUGCUAGACGUGGUGGAACAUGGCGCAGCUACACUUGGAUAAGGAAAACCAAGUCUCGGUAGCUUCAGCAAAGGUCGAAGUGAGAUGUGGAGGUUUGGGUCCUGUGAUUGGCGGAGCAGAGCCCGCAGCCUCAUGCAACUCACUGUCUGCUUCUCGCACAUCGUUGCCAUAUAGAUUUCCAGGGUCCAAGGAUAGAAGAGAUCCGCCACCCUGGGAGGCAACACUAUUGGAGCACGUCAGAAGCAUUCUACGAGAGCAGCGAGCACUUCCUGACAGUAAACCGCUUCGCCAACGGAAUGAGCUAUUGUUGAACAUUCGCAAAUCGCCAGAGUCUCCAACCGCUUGGCUGGAGUUCCUUCUGAACGAGGAACGAAUAGAGAGGUUUAGACAGGACGCGCGAGGAGCGGGGGAUGGUGAGGGAUCCGUAGAAGUUCUCAAAGUGCUGUUUAGUCUUUUCCUUCUCGCCAGAGGCUUGAUCCCAGUGGCAACUUAUCGCCACCACCAUGCGUUUGUUCGGAUAUGGCUGGAGAUCGCGAGAAGGCAAUUAACGGAUGAGGAGGAACAUGAGACUUACAAGCACAUGAAACAUCACCGCAUCGGAGAGCGGACUGCAAAGCGCUACAUUCAACACGCCCGCUUCGAAUUACGUAGAGGCAACCUGACCAGGGCGAUGGCGUUACUUAUUCGGGGAAAGGCGUACAAAGCAGAGCCCGCGCAGGACAUUCAGAUGUGGACGGCUGAGCUAGGGAAGCUGGAUGCAAGCAUCCCUCUUCCGUGCCAUCCACGGCGGGAAAUCGGUGUGGAUGAGUACACGUGGUGGGCGUCGCUGAAGCUGCCGGCUCUAGGCCUGACGCCGCCGCAAGGGCCAGAGGCGGUGCAGCUAUCUGUGUCGACACCGUCGUCUUCUCGCACCGUCACCUCCUCCACCGGCACCUCUGCGCGCCCCCCAUACCCCUGGACCCACGCCGCUCACAUCUCCCCAGCAGCCACGCCCGCCACCAGCCCCACCAGGUCGUCAUGGCGUGCGCUGGCUCCCGGCAGCCCGCGGCGAGCUGGGUGGCGCGGGUCAGCCCAGCGCACCCCCUUGGAGCCGCUGGCCGCUGCCUCAGUCAACGCGCACGCUGCGACCGCUACUGCUCCCGCUCCUCAGGCUGCCACUCCUUCCGCUGAGCCUGCCGCCGUUCCCACGGGUAGCUCGUCGGGUCCUUCUCGAGCAAGGGACGGCGACGCGGUGAGCCAUGGCGGGUGUCGCCUUGCGACGCCCCAGUCCAAGGCCAAGGAUGAGACGCCCCUGGGGCGCCUCCAUGGUGGAGCGACUGCAGCGGCGGGGAGUGACGCGCACAUGCAGGCUGGGAGGGCGGAGUCAAACACUGUGCCGUGUGCGAUCCCCUCGCCGCUGGCAGGACAAGCCAUGUGCGCGUACCGCGCGCUCAUGAAGCAACGCGCACGGCAAGCGGAGCAAGCCGCGACUCCCACGGGCACAGGGGUGGCGGAGACGGAGGAUCGCGCACGUGGGGAAGUGAAGCCCGCGUAUCCGGUGGGAGGCAUGGCGGAGGGGCGACGGGGCAGCGCGGGGAAGAGAGAAGCAGCCCCUCCGACCAUGCCGAGGGUCCCUCCCAAGCGGGCGAGGCAUCACGACGACACCGAAACCACUGUGCACUCGCCUCUUUCCAACCCCGUACCUGCCUCCGCCUGCGCACUCCCCUCCGCCUCCUCGCCUCCACACUCGGUAACGCCAGUGGCAUGGAACAGAGAAGAGCGCGCGGUGGGGGGGAGUGCGCGGAACGAGGGUGAGGAUGAGGAGAUGGCGGACGCCAUGGACGAGGGCUCCACGCCCCCCGCCCCGCAGCAUCGCGGCAGGGCGGAGCGAAGCGACGGCGGUGGUGCGCGGCACGGCGCGGCCAGGCAGCAGGACGAGAGGGGGGAGGGUGGGCGGAGGGAUGGGGAGGAGCGGGAGGUGCCGGGGGAGCGUGUGAGUGGGAACAGCGUGGACGUGGACGUGGGCGCAGCGGAGAGGGGGGAUGCGAAGCGGUGGGCGGACAAUGAGCACGCCAGUGGUGGAGGUGGUGUGGCAGCGGGUGGCGCAGGGCGUGCAGGGCAUGGCGGAGCCGAUGGAGCAGAGGGAGCGCGGGCGGGCAGCGGUGUUGAAGGGGGCGAUGUGGUGAGGGAGGAGGAGGGGGCGGUGUACAUGAAGGGGCAGUGGUACAGGAAGGUGAAGGCGGUGGGCAAGGGCGGCAGCUCGGUGGUGUUCAAGGUGGUGGCGCGCGACGGACAGGAGUACGCGGUGAAGCGCAUCCGCGCGGAGGGCAGCAACAUGAGCGAGUUCAAGCAGGAGAUCUCCAUCCUCACGCGGCUCAGGGGCAAGAAGAGCAUCAUCUACCUCUACGACUCCGCGGUGUGCGAGCGCGAGCAGGUGAUCUACCUGCUGCUAGAGUUCGGCGAGAUAGACCUGGCGAAGAAGCUCGAGAAGCUGCACAAGGAGGCGGACGACCUACACGCCGCCACGCCGCUCCACGCCACUGGCUGCAAGAUAGAGGAAGCCGUGCUGCGCCACUUCUGGCUCGGCAUGUUGAAGGCGGUGCACACGAUUCACGAGGCACGCAUAGUGCACGCGGACCUGAAGCCAGCCAACUUCCUCAUCAUCGAGGGCGACCUCAAGCUCAUCGACUUCGGCAUCGCCAGGGACAUCCCCAACAACACCACCAACAUCUCACGCGACGGAUGUGCGGGCACGGUGAACUACAUGUCGCCCGAGGCCCUCAUGGCGCAGGAGCCAGAGGUGGGCGGAGGCGGCACGGCAUCCAAAAUCAAGAUGGGGCGCCCAGCAGACAUCUGGUCGCUGGGCUGCAUGCUCUACCUCAUGGUGUACGGCCGCACACCCUUCCAACACAUUCCGGGCUGGAGCAAGAUAAAGCACAUCUGUGAGGAGUCGUGCCCCAUUGACUUCCCCCCUGUGGCCAACCCCCACCUCCUGGACAUCAUGAAGCGCUGCCUUGUGCGCAACCCCUCUCACCGCAUCACCCUCCCCCAACUCCUCGCCCACCCCUACGUCUGCGCCUCCACCCUCCACGCCCCUCCUGCUCCCUCCCUACCUCAACUGCCGCCUCCUGAUGCCGCUGCUGCUGCUGCCGCUAUAACCGCCGCCGCCGCUGCUGCUGCUGCUGCUGCCGCUUCUGUCAACAGCAAUCUGCAGCAGGCUCAGGGGAUCCAGGAGGGCAGUGUGAACAGCGGUGGUGCUAGUGCAGGGGCAGGCAACAGUGAGAAGCUGUUGCAGGACAUACUAGCACAAGUGGCCAGGGCUGCAGGAGCGAACCCAGCAGCCAUUGGGCUGGCGACGCAGGAGAUACUGAAGCAGCUCGCAUCGGGCAAGUCGGAGGGCCUUGACAUCCAGGAGAUUUUCCGUGCAGCCGGUGCAUUCGCCCCUCCUCUACCACCCCCCCCGGCCCCUGCAGCCAAGGCUCCGCCCCCUCCCCCUCCACCACCCAAGAAGGCACCCCCUCCCCCUCCGCCCCCUCCUGGCAAGCCGGGGGGCAAAGCGGCGCCGCUGCUGAUCAAGAAGGGUGUCAAGCCCAGGGCUGGAGGGCCUGCCGGGCCUGCUCCGGGCGACCUGGCAGCCGCAGCCGCUGCUGCUGCCCGCAGGAGGGCAGAGGGCGGGGCGGUGAGGAUGAGGCCCCUUGCAGAGAAAAAGGGCGGCGACGGACCCCUCUUCCCCACUCUGCGAUCAGGACUGAGGAGGCCCGGCGGGGGUGCAGGGGGGGCGGGCAUGGGUGCUAUGAGUGCAGACCAGUUUGAGGCAGAACUCCUGAAGCAGCACACUCGCUUGAGGCCUGUGAAGAGAAGCAGUGAUGCUGCCGUGUCCAAGGCAGCGGAGGGCAAGGACGAAGCGGACAAGAGGAGAAGCUCUGUGCCUUGGGAGGGACUGCUGAAGAAGGGGCUGGAGAAGCGGAAGAAGGCAAACAAAGACGACGACGACACGACAGUGUGGGAGUGACGCAAGGUCAAGCACGAGGGACAGUUCCAACCAAUGACUUUCUAAUCAGAUCACUUUUUGCAUACUGGUUUUGAUGAGCAAUGGCACCUAGGGAACCUUGCAGGCGUUGCGUGCAUGCAGUGACUAGAGGUGCAGGCAGGUGACAAUCUUUCUAGUACUUGAAGGCAUAAAUAGGUUUGAAACAC
Molecule: messenger RNA, 4377 nt
Organism: Closterium sp. NIES-67
Lineage: Eukaryota; Viridiplantae; Streptophyta; Zygnematophyceae; Desmidiales; Closteriaceae
Source: the annotation of a GenBank genome assembly